This is a messenger RNA of Cuscuta campestris, 1463 nucleotides long. The record is from the annotation of a GenBank genome assembly. Lineage: Eukaryota; Viridiplantae; Streptophyta; Magnoliopsida; Solanales; Convolvulaceae.
CCCACAUCUUUUUUGCUCUAUCAGAAGAUUUUUAUGACUUAGAUGGUGUGAUAUUAACUCCUUUGAUCACUUUGCCCUUUUGUAGCAAAAUUCGGUGAAGUCACGCCAUUAAAUUUUUUGUACCGGAGGAGCAUUAAAUAAAGGCCACAUUUUUCUAUGAAAAGCUCUCUCCCUAGCUUUCCUUCUAAAAAGGACCAAAAGUUAACAUUUCCAACUAGAGAAUUAAUCAAACGCCAUUAUAACCACUGAAAAACCUUAAGAAAAAGUGAUGGAGAAGAUCACACUAACCCACGUCUGGUUUCUGGUUUUGGCCUCUCUCGUGUACUGCUAUUUCGUGCCUGCGAAGCUCCCAAAGGGCACUUUCAGGUUCAUAUCUCUAACCCCUGUUUUCGGCCUCUUUGCCGUCUUCCCGCUCCUCCACUCCUCCGCCUUCUGCACGGCGGUUGCCUUCUUCUUCUUCACCUGGCUCUCCAACUUCAAGCUCCUCGCCUUCUCCUUCGACCGGGGCCCACUCUCCUCCUCCUCCCCCGCUCACAGGUCUCUCCUCACCUUCGUUGCCAUGGCUUCUCUUCCUCUCAGGUUGAAGAAGAAAAAUGUCAAUAGAUCAAAGAUCUUGCGGUUAAACUUGGCGGCGGAAAUUGCGGGCUUCGCCGGGUUGUUGCAGCUGAUUUUCCGGUACGGGGAUGGGGCCCACCAGAACGUGGUCUUGAUCUGGUAUUCUCUCCUGGUUUUCCUCAUGGUGGAUGUGCUGGUCGGAGUUUCGGGAUUCGCGAUCCGGGUCUUGACCGGUCUAGAUCUGGACCCGCCGUCGGACGAGCCUUACCUCUCCUGCUCCCUCCGGGAAUUCUGGGGGAGGCGCUGGAACCUCACCGUGACCAACACCUUCCGCUUCUCCGUCUACGAUCCCGUCCGGGAAUUCUCCGCCGCCGUCAUCGGCGGCGCGUGGGCCCCACUGCCGGCGAUGAUGGCGACGUUCGCGCUCUCCGGCCUCAUGCACGAGCUGCUGGUCUUCUACGUCGCGCGCGCCCGCCCGUCGUGGGAGAUGACGGCGUUCUUCUUGCUCCACGGAGUCUGCGUCGCGGCGGAGUACGCGACGGAGAAGGCUUGGGGAGACACUCGCCGGCUGCCGCGGGCGGUUUCGGGGCCGUUGACGGUCGGGUUCGUGGUGGGCACCACCUUCUGGCUGUUCUUCCCGCCGCUAAUUAGGAGCGGCGCCGACAAAAUGGUCCUGGCAGAAAUGAAAACCUAUAUCCAAUUCAUUCAUAACUUUUGGAGAUCAUUAGUGAUUAAGGAUUACUAAAAUAAAAGAAAAAAAUGUGAAAAAGAUUUGUAAAUGAUUGUGGGAUGAUUAACCAAAAGCAAAGAACUGCUCAUUGGAAUUGAAUAUUUUUAAAAAUGUUUGCACUAUAUAAACUAAAACUUAAAUCAUUUUUCUAAAUAGUACAUAAACUGUUUUAUUCUAU